This is a messenger RNA of Vespula pensylvanica (western yellowjacket), 6096 nucleotides long. RefSeq names its product multidrug resistance-associated protein 1 (gene MRP). NCBI's taxonomy places the organism in Eukaryota, Metazoa, Arthropoda, Insecta, Hymenoptera, Vespidae. Bases 259 to 4890 code for a protein of 1543 amino acids. Gene Ontology annotation, cellular component: membrane. Gene Ontology annotation, biological process: transmembrane transport. The record is from RefSeq and is a predicted model, not a curated record. The transcript has 24 exons. Gene Ontology annotation, molecular function: ATP binding; ABC-type transporter activity; ATP hydrolysis activity.
GUUCGACGCAGAGUUCAGUUAGCCUGAACGCAAUCUCUUGCAGUCUCUGUUUGCCCGUUAAUGGAGGAUGUCGUUUCAAGUGUUAUUCGUAGUUUUGUGAUUUAUUCAAACAAUCAACCAAGAAAGAUUUGAUUUACCAUUUUAAUUUACCAAGUAGCCAUAGACGGGCAUAAUAAAUUACAUCUCGUGUUUUAGGUCCUUGAAGACAGUCAUACCAUAUAUACAAGGAAAGAUCAGUGAAAGAUUAAAUGUAUCGAUAUGGAAAAUUAUACUAUGGAUCAAUUUUGCGGAUCCAAAUUUUGGGAUACUGAUUUAUCAUGGAACACAGAUGAUCCAGAUUUGACAGAAUGCUUUCAAAAAACUGUAUUAAUAUGGGUGCCAUGUGUGUUUCUUUGGGCUUUUUCUGUUAUGGAAGCUUAUUAUCUGUUGAAUAGUAGAAGAAAAAAUGUUCCAUAUACAUGGUUAUAUAUUUCUAAACAAGUACUUACAACAACAUUAAUUGUACUUACCAUUGUUGAUUUAGGAAGAGCUAUAUACAAAAGUUCUUAUGAGGCUGUAUACAAUGUAGAUUACUAUACCCCCUUUAUAAAGAUCAUUAGUUUUAUGCUAGCAGGAGUUUUACUAUUCUAUAAUAAAAAGUAUGGAAUGCGUACAUCAGGACUACUAUUUUUCUUUUGGUUUUUGCUUGUAUUAUGCGGAAUUGUGCAAUUCAGAAGUUUAUUAAGGCAAAAUUCAAAUGAAGAACCAACGUACCUGUUUGUAUCAUAUAUGAUCUAUUACAGUUUAGUGAUAUCAAUGUUCCUAUUAAAUUUCAUUGUUGAUGCAGAGCCUAAAUAUUCGGAAUAUCCAUUGGUGGAAAGACCAUGCCCAGAACAAAAUUCAUCUUUUCCAUCAAGACUUAUUUUUGCAUGGUUUGAUUCCCUGGCAUGGAAAGGUUUUAAAAAGCCUUUGGAAUCUACAGAUUUAUGGUCUAUGAAUCCUGAAGAUACAGCUUCUGAAAUUGUUCCAAAAUUUGGUAGGCAUUGGAGUAAAACUUCAAAAAAAGGAGAUAAGCUAAUUUGGUCUUACUUUAGUGUACAAAAUGCAAAAGCAUCAUUUAGAAAAUCAUCUGGUCAAGUUGAUUUUGAUAAUGAUCGUAGGAAGAAAGUUUCUUCUAUUUUACCAGCACUUUGUAAAGCUUUUGGUGCCACUUUUUUAUUUGGUGCAGUACUUAAACUUAUACAAGAUAUUAUGACUUUUAUUAGCCCACAGUUAUUAAAAUUACUUAUUAGAUUUGUAAGUGGCGGUGAACCAUUGUGGAAGGGCUAUUUUUAUGCAAUUUUACUCUUAAUUACAGCUACACUUCAAACUCUAGUGUUAUCACAGUAUUUUCAUCGCAUGUUUUUAGUUGGAUUACGUAUACGAACUGCAUUGAUAACAGCAAUUUAUAGAAAAGCAAUGAGAAUGUCAAAUUCUGCCAGAAAAGAAUCAACACUUGGUGAAAUAGUAAAUCUGAUGUCUGUUGACGCACAAAGGUUCAUGGAUUUGACAGCAUACAUAAAUAUGAUUUGGUCUGCACCAUUACAAAUUAUUUUAGCACUGUCAUUUUUAUGGGAGAAAUUAGGUCCAGCAGUACUUGCUGGAUUAGCUGUUAUGAUUGUUCUUAUUCCUAUAAAUGCAUUAAUUGCAAAUAAAGUAAAAACAUUACAAAUUCGGCAAAUGAAAGACAAAGAUGAGAGAGUUAAAUUAAUGAAUGAAGUUCUUAAUGGAAUAAAAGUACUGAAAUUAUACGCUUGGGAACCAUCUUUUGAAGAACAAAUACUACACAUUAGAAGGAAAGAAAUACAAGUAUUAAAAGAAGCAGCAUAUCUAAAUGCAGGAACAAGUUUUAUUUGGUCUUGUGCGCCAUUUUUGGUUUCAUUGGUAUCUUUUGCAACUUAUGUACUUAUAGACAAAAAUAAUGUCUUGGAUAGUGAGACUGCAUUCGUUUCACUUAGUUUAUUCAAUAUUUUAAGAUUUCCUCUUUCUAUGUUACCAAUGAUGAUAGGUAAUAUAGUUCAGGCUUACGUUUCCAUUAAACGUAUUAACAAUUUCAUGAAUACAGAGGAACUUGAUCCUAAUAAUGUACAUCAUGAUCAAUCUGAAUUACAUCCAUUAAUCAUUGAGAAUGGUAGUUUUACUUGGGAUAUAGAAAACAGUGAUAAACCAAUCUUAAAGAAUAUUAAUAUGAGUAUAGAACAAGGCCAAUUAGUAGCAGUAGUUGGUUCAGUUGGAUCUGGAAAGAGUUCUUUAAUAUCAGCUUUUCUUGGAGAAAUGGAAAAAUUAAAUGGUCGUGUUAAUACAAAAGGUUCUAUUGCAUAUGUUUCUCAACAAGCCUGGAUACAAAAUGCAACCUUGCAAGAUAACGUUUUGUUCGGAAAACCUUUAAACAAAGCUUUAUAUAAUCGGGUUAUAGAUGCAUGCAUGUUAGGUCCAGAUCUUCAAAUGUUACCUGCAGGAGAUCAAACAGAAAUUGGUGAAAAGGGUAUAAAUUUAUCUGGAGGUCAAAAACAAAGAGUUGCUUUAGCCAGAGCAGUUUAUAAUGAAUCAGAUAUAUAUUUCUUGGAUGAUCCUUUAAGUGCUGUAGAUGCUCAUGUGGGAAAACAUAUUUUUGAAAAUGUGGUAGGCCCUAGUGGUCUGUUGAAGAAAAAGACAAGGGUACACAUUACACAUGACAUUGUCUAUCUACCUGAGGUUGACAAUAUCUUUGUUCUUAAAGAUGGUGAAAUAACAGAAAGUGGAACUUACAAACAACUUAUGGACAAAAGGGGUGCUUUUGCUGAAUUUCUAAUGCAACAUUUACAAGAAGUCGGAAAUCUGCACACUGAUGAUGGUUCGGAUGCAGAUUUACAUGAAAUUAAGCAGCAGUUGGAAUCAAAAAUGGGUACACAAGAAAUACAAGAAAAAUUAACACGUGCUAGAUCAAGAAUUUCGGAAAGUCAAAGUGAAUCAGGCUCUAUAACUGAUAGAAGAUCAUUAAACGGUUCUCUGAAAAGGCAAUAUUCUACAGAAAGUCAACAGUCUGGAAACUAUAUAACUGGAAAUAGUAUAAAAGAAAAAAGCCCAUUACAACCAAAGACAGGUGAAAAAUUAAUUGAAGUAGAGAAAGCUGAAACUGGCAGUGUAAAAUGGAAAGUGUAUUCUCACUAUUUAAAAUCUAUUGGAUGGUUCCUAUCUAUAUCUACAAUAGUUAUGAAUGCCGUUUUCCAAUCAUUCAGUAUUGGAUCAAAUAUCUGGCUGAGUGCAUGGUCAAAUGACAAUAUGACUUCUGUAGACGGUACAGUCGUAAAUGAUGAAGCAAGACGAGACAUGUAUCUUGGAGUAUAUGGAGCUCUUGGUCUUGGACAAGCGAUGGCGAGUUUUUUCUGCGAUUUGGCACCUCAGCUGGGUUGCUGGCUGGCUGCUCGCCAGAUGCACAUAAUGAUGCUGCGUGCUGUGAUGCGUGCUCCAUUGACCUUCUUUGAUACGACACCUACUGGUCGUAUUAUCUCCAGGUUUGCUAAAGAUGUCGACGUACUGGAUACAUCUCUUCCUCCACAAAUUUCUGAUAGCAUCUAUUGUCUUUUCGAGGUAAUAGCAACUCUCUUCGUUAUCAGCUUCAGUACUCCGGAAUUUGUUUCUGUGAUCAUACCAAUAGGAUUAAUUUAUUACUUCAUACAGCGCUUCUAUGUCGCUACUUCGCGACAAUUGAAACGUUUGGAAUCUAUAUCAAGAUCUCCCAUAUAUUCACACUUUAGUGAAUCUGUAACUGGAGCUCAAACAAUUAGAGCAUUUGGUGUCCAGGACAGAUUUAUACAAGAGUCAGAAAGCAAAGUAGAUUUUAAUCAAGUUUGUUAUUAUCCUGGUAUAAUUGCAAAUAGAUGGCUUGCAAUACGUUUGGAGAUGGUUGGAAAUUUAAUUAUAUUCUUUGCUGCAUUAUUUGUUGUAUUAGGAAGAAAUACUAUUAGUGCGGGUAUUGUCGGAUUAUCCGUUAGUUACGCUUUACAGAUUACACAAACUUUGAAUUGGCUUGUACGUAUGACUUCUGACGUAGAAACAAAUAUUGUAGCAGUAGAGAGAAUAAAAGAAUAUGGUGAAACUCCUCAAGAAGCACCUUGGGUAAAUCCAGAGAAUGUUCCUCCCAAAGAGUGGCCUGCAGAAGGUCAUGUUGAAUUUAAGGAUUACAAAGUCCGUUAUAGAGAAGGAUUAGAUCUUAUUCUCCAUGGUUUAACAUUUUCUGUUAAGGGAGGAGAAAAAGUCGGCAUUGUUGGUAGAACUGGUGCUGGCAAAUCUUCCUUAACAUUGUCUUUAUUUAGAAUACUUGAAGCAGCAAGUGGAAAAAUCAUCAUUGAUGGUAUUGAUAUUGCUACUUUAGGUCUUCAUGAUCUUAGAACUAAAUUGACAAUAAUACCACAAGAUCCAGUAUUAUUUUCGGGAACUUUAAGAAUGAAUUUAGAUCCUUUCGAUCAACAUACAGACGAUGAAGUAUGGAGAGCAUUGGAACGUGCUCAUCUUAAAUCUUUUGUGCAAAAUUUAUUUAAUGGUUUGCUGCAUGAAGUAUCUGAAGGAGGUGAUAAUCUCAGUGUGGGCCAACGACAACUGAUAUGUCUAGCACGAGCCCUUCUUCGUAAAACCAAAGUUCUUGUAUUAGAUGAAGCAACAGCUGCAGUUGAUUUAGAAACUGAUGAUUUAAUUCAAAGAACAAUUAGGGAAGAUUUUAAGGAUUGCACAGUUUUAACAAUAGCACAUAGGCUUAAUACAAUUCUUGACUCUGAUAAAGUUAUUCUACUGGACAAAGGACUCAUUAUCGAAUAUGAUUCCCCUGAGGUGCUACUUCGAAAUUCAUCCAGUGCAUUUUAUAGCAUGGCAAAAGAUGCAGGGCUGGUAGCUUAAUAAUCACAUGUACAUCACAAUAAUUUGAUAGACUAUCAAACAAAUAAAACAGAGGUUUUAUUAAAUAAAUCCUCCAAUCAAAGGAAAAUGCAUUGAUAAAAAGCUGUGAAUAAAUUAUAAUCAUUAUAAUUUACACUAUACUACUAUCUAUAUAUAGAUACAUUCAAAAUAUUUUUUAAGGAAAAUUUAACAUCAUACUUAAUCAAUGUCAAGCACAGCUUAAUUUUUAAAAUAGUUUAGAUACAUGUUUGUUAUUUAAAAUUACUGCCAUUUUUAGUAGUGCAUGAUGCACUUAAUGGAAAAAAUCUACUUAUAGAAACAAUUAUUGCUAUAACAUUUUUCUUUAUGUUUUAGCACAAAAAAUAAUGAUUUCUAGUAUUAAUAUUAUUUAUUAUUUAUGUGUUUACCAAUUUUUUGCAGCUAAUUUUUAAGAAAGGUUUCAACACUGAAUUUAAACCAAAUUAAUUCCGCCAACAUACGUAAAUAAUAUAAAAUUCUGUUAUGUAAAUUAAAGUUCAUCUGUCAAGUUACUUAUAAAAAAAGAAAAAUUAAAAAAAAAAUUGAAAAGUAAAAAGAUAAUAUUUCGAUAAAAAAAUUUCAUUUAUAAUUUAUUAUUUUUAUAAAUUGAUAAAAUUUUAUAUAGUAUUUAACAGAUUUUAUGUUUAUAAUAACUAUCAACAAGCUACAUAUAGCAUGGUUAGUUUCAUGUGAUUGUAAGAAGUUUAAUUUGUUAUUAUUACUAAUAUAAAACAAAAAACAAAUAUAUAUUUGAUAUUAGGAUCGAUAGCAAUAUAAUUCUCUUAUAACUAUACUUUUGUGACAAAUAAACUUUAAUUUACUAACGAAUUUUGCCUGUCCAAACAGUGAUAGUUCAUAUUUGUACUUAUGAAUUAAUUAACUAUUUUCUUUUACACUAUAUUUUGUGUGAUUGAUAAAUGAUGAAUGCUUUGCAUAUAUUUGCUAUCAAAUCCAUCUAGUGCCACAUUCUAUCAAAACUAUUCAAAUCUUAGCAAUAAAUCAAUAAACUAAAAUACUUUGUUAUAUAUGGAGUUCAAGUUUAAAGAUGUGGCAUUGGAAGGAUAGAAGACUACAAUAAUGCAAAACAAAAUGUUUAUUUUCUUGCAAGCCUGUGAAAUUAUUGCAGAAACCCUGUAUAUGCGUUCAAUUUUGUAGAUUAAAUUUAUACAUUUCUUUAUUGCAGAAUAA